Molecule: messenger RNA, 1729 nt
Organism: Spinacia oleracea (spinach)
Lineage: Eukaryota; Viridiplantae; Streptophyta; Magnoliopsida; Caryophyllales; Amaranthaceae
Product: chaperone protein ClpB1-like
Exons: 3
Coding region: 1159-1440 (93 amino acids)
Biological process (GO): cellular response to heat
Cellular component (GO): cytoplasm
Molecular function (GO): ATP hydrolysis activity; ATP binding
Source: RefSeq, a predicted model, not a curated record
AGUAAAGAAAAGGAAAAACCUUAUUCUUGUUAGCGCCAAACAAAAACUUAGAGAGAGAAUGAAAAUUUUCAUUUUCCGCCAUAAACCAACGACAAAAAUUUGAGCGCCUAACCAAAUUGGUGAAUUUGAACUCCAUAACCAAAAAGUUUCAACAAAAUCAAAACCGUUCAUACCUCACUCCUCCUUUGUUUUCUCUCUUCAGAACCAGAAGAAGCGUCUCUCUUUCUCUUUAUUUCUGAUUUGCUGAAAGCGAUCGAAUUUUGAGGUUGAAUUUCCGGAAGUUGGGUAGAAUUUGAUCAUUAAUUUGAUGAAAUCGAUAGAAUUUGGAGGUUGAAUUUCCGUAAUUUAGGGCUUGAGAGGAGAGAGAAAGAGGUUGAAGAAAUUGGGGAUUUUUGACAUUUCUGGUUAACAUUGAUUUCCUGUGCCAUUGAAGGUUGGUUGAAGGUUGAUUAGGCGGAGAAAACAUAAUUUUAUGGGCACUUUGCUUACUUUUUGUCUCCUCACGAUUUCGUCAAAACUUAUGCUGCUCAUCUCAAGCCCUCCGGCAAGAGUGUGAUAGUGAGGCAUCAACUUACUCACAUGGGAUUUUAGGUAAAAUUUGUCAGACCGCGCAAUUGUUAAUAGAUGCUAGUUUCGUUUAUGAGAUGGCCCUAGUUGCAAGCUUUGACGUGACACUAAUUUUUUAUUACCGUUUAUUGGUUCUGCUUAGAUGGAGCUGCCUCACUGGACUGACAUUGUCAAGACUGGUAAGCUCAAGGAACGUAGUCUUCAACUAUGUUGAUUUUAUGGUUCCUUUCUAUUUCAAUUUUGCAUUUUUUUGUCAAGCGAACGUAGUUGUGUAGAAUAUGAAAAUGCCUAGCCUCAAUGUGUAGUCAGUUUCUUGGAUAGGCUGUUGUAGCCGGACUGGUGACAUUUUGGCCAGAACAAAUUGCAUAGGUGGCUAGCUGAUAAAAUUGCAUCAAAGAGUGGCGGGUCAGAACAAUGCAGUUGCAUCUAUUGUGGAGGCUGUAUUGAGCUCAAGAGCUGUACUGGGGAGACCCCAACAGCCAACUGGUUCUUUCUUGUUCUUGGGUCCAACAAGUGUGUUGGGAAAAUUGAGUUUGUUAAGGCUCUUGCUGAACAACUUUUGAUGAUGAGAAUCUGUUGGUAAGAAUCAAUAUGUCAGAGUAUAUGGAGCAACACCCUGUUCCCCGUUUGAUUGGUGCUCCACCUGGGUAUGUUGGCAUGAAGAGGUUGGGCAAAUUGACAGAAGCUGUCAGAAGGCGGCCUUACAGUGUUUUGUUGUUCGAUGAGGUUGAAAAAGCCCUCACAUCUAUCUUCAAUACUCUCUUGCAAGUUCUUGAUGAUGGAAGGUUGACAGAUGGAUUCACGGGCAAGAGUACAAUGGAAGCAGCUCGAGAGAAAGUUAUGGCAGAGGUGAGAAGACACUUCAAGCUAUAAUAUUUGAUGAAGUUGUAAUCUUUGAUCCUCUAUCACAUGAACAACUAAGGCUGGCAGAAUUGGUGUUGAUACAAAUGCAUCAGUCAAUCGUUAUUUACUCUCAAAGUCAAAUGAAAACUAGUUUUAGAGUACCAUAUUCGUUUAAUAUCUUGUAAAUUAACUUUAGAUUUAUUUCAUUUACUAUCUUGUGAUUUAUUUCAUUUACUUUCUUGUAAGAUGGUAUUGGAAAUUUACGUUCGUGUACCAAAUUCAUUUAAACUUGUGAUUUAUUUCAUUUACUGUCUUGUAA